CGCUUGCAUGUAUUCUUGGGUCUCCCUUUACUUUUGGUGUCGCCUGUCUUGAGACUGCGACCUACGCAGCCAUGGAUUUUCUCAAGUCUGCAGUCGCUUCGGCCAUAUCAAAAGGGCCGGCCUUUGGGUACAGUUUUGGUGAUCGGGUAGACGUUGACGAAUCCAUCUGGACAUUGUACAAUGGCACAAAGCGAGAUGAUGGCUCGAAGUGCAGCAUAUUCUCCUUUGACGUCAGCGCGAACAAGUCUCGACUACCCCUGGCCCGCAAUGCGGUCCGCAAGCUACGCACCCUCCGACACCCGGGCGUUGUGAAAGUCUUAGACACUGUAGAAACGGAGUCAUACAUUUACAUUGCGACAGAGAGGCUCACCCCAUUGAGUUGGUAUGUCAAGAGGAAGAGUCUCGCUGAAGAGACGCUGAAAUGGGGCUUGCAUAACAUUGCCAAAACCCUCAAGUUCAUCAACAGCGACGCAACGUCCGUUCACGGCUCUAUCCGUCCCGCCUCCGUCUUCCUGAGCGAGAGCGGGGAGUGGAAGCUUGGAGGCUUCGAUGCCCUGAGCUCCAUGAAAGAGGACGAUGCCAUUCUUCCUACCUAUGGCGGCCUCGUCCCCGACUCAGGGCGAUAUAUGCCUCCAGAAGUGUCAAAAGGUGGAUGGGAAGUCAUGCGGCAAAACCCUACGCACGCAAUAGACGCGUACAAUUUUGGCACUCUCAUCCACGAAGUCUUCAAUGGCAGUUUCCUUGGAAGUGACCACCUCGGACAGAUGAAGAAUAUUCCUCCAAGUAUGCAUCAGAGCUACAAGCGGCUACUCAACGCAAACCCAAAAUCACGAAUGAGUGUGGGUCAGUUUCUGGAUCAGGGGCGACGCCUAGGGGGUUUCUUCCAAACGCCCUUGAUUCAAGUUACCGAUGAUAUCGAAUCUCUGGGUCUAAAAGGUGAUGCUGAGAGGGACGAGCUUCUCGGGAAACUGGAUGAAGUCGCGGAUGACUUCCCCGCAGAUUUCUUCAAGAUGAAGGUCUUGCCCGAGCUUCUCAAAUCAGUCGAGUUUGGCGGUGGCGGUGCAAAAGUCUUUAGCACUGUCAUGCAGAUAGGGACGAAACUUUCCGACGAAGAAUACGAGAGCCAGAUUACGCCCGUUGUCGUCCGUUUAUUUGCAAAUCCAGACCGGGCGAUCCGGGUGUGUCUGUUGGAUAAUCUCCCUUUGAUGAUUGACCGCCUGCCUCAGAAGAUGGUCAACGACAAGAUUUUCCCUCAAAUGGUCACCGGAUUCACGGAUGUCGCCCCGGUAGUAAGAGAGCAAACGGUGAAGGCAGUCCUUGUGGUGGUGCCUAAGCUGUCAGAUCGGAUCAUCAAUGGCGAAUUGCUACGGUACCUAGCGAAGACCUCCAAUGACGAACAGCCUGGCAUCCGGACGAACACUACUAUCUGCCUAGGGAAGAUUGCACGCAAUUUAGGUGCCAAUACGCGGGCAAAAGUACUCUCUGCUGCUUUCGCAAGAUCGCUGCGAGACCCCUUUGUGCAUGCUCGAAACGCCGCUCUAAUGGCACUAGCUGCAACUUCCGACCUUUUCACUGAAGAAGAUUGUGCUACAAAGCUUCUUCCAGUAAUGUGUCCUUCGCUUGUCGACAAAGACAAGGGGGUCCGCGACCAGGCCCAAAAAACGCUGGAUAUAUAUCUUGCCCGCAUUCGUAAAUACUCUCAAACUCUCCCUGAUGCUGCUCUCCCCUCUCCCUCAGCCUCUUCCGCUACAACUGGCGCUCCUCGCAUGGGAACACCCGCCAACGAUACAUCUUGGGCGGGCUGGGCGAUAUCGUCCUUCACCAACAAACUCACUGCCGCAAGUGGAGAUAUCCAAUCCGGGAGCAAUGGCCAAGCCACACAGCAACGCCCAUCCUCUGUCCCACCUCCGACUACCUUGAAGAUGGAGAAGCCUGCUUCGUUGACUUCAAAAACCGGCAUGGCCCUCACGAGACACGGCAACACAGUCCCUUCCAUUAUAUCGCCAGAUACAUCAACCGGCUUCGAUGAUGCAGACGAUUUCGGUGAUGAUUGGGGUGGUUUUGGAGACGACAACGGAGUCUCCAAGGAUAAGGAAGAAGAAGAUCCUUGGGCACCUACAGCAAGCAUGAACACAACAACUACAGCUUUUGAAGAUAAGGGUGAGCCGGAUUUUGCGGGUUGGUUAGCAGCGCAAUCGCAAUCGAAACAAAAGGCUAAGAAUCCAUUACCAAAAGGGUUGGCAAAGCCUUCCGCAACAAAGAUGACACGACCGGCUGUUGGCGCAAGACCGAAUACUACCGGGGCGACCGGGGCACGAAAAGUGGUUACUGCUCCGAAAAAGGAGACCCCGAAGGCUGAGCGAAAGAAAGCUGCCGAAGACGAAGAAGAAGGGUGGGGAGAUGCCUGGUAGUGGGUUUAAGACGAAGAGGAGCGAUUCUAGAUAAUACCCCAUUUCGAACUGUAAAUAGUGCAGCAUUGCUCAGGCGUUCAUAGAAGUCUGGAUCCAACGUUAUGGUUUUAGCUUUCAUGGCUCCAAAAAGGCUAGAUGAAGAAUGGCAUAAGACGACGCAUUCAACACUCAACGUGCUUAGCUGAGUGAUGUUUUACUGUCUCUUAUGGCGUAGAGGAAU
This is a messenger RNA of Lindgomyces ingoldianus, 2631 nucleotides long. Its product is annotated as ARM repeat-containing protein. Gene Ontology annotation, molecular function: protein kinase activity; ATP binding. Bases 72 to 2411 code for a protein of 779 amino acids. Gene Ontology annotation, biological process: tRNA export from nucleus; protein phosphorylation. The record is from RefSeq and is a predicted model, not a curated record. The transcript is spliced from 5 exons. Gene Ontology annotation, cellular component: cytoplasm. Lineage: Eukaryota; Fungi; Ascomycota; Dothideomycetes; Pleosporales; Lindgomycetaceae.